Molecule: messenger RNA, 973 nt
Organism: Oncorhynchus tshawytscha (Chinook salmon)
Lineage: Eukaryota; Metazoa; Chordata; Actinopteri; Salmoniformes; Salmonidae
Product: coiled-coil domain-containing protein 42
Exons: 5
Coding region: 45-854 (269 amino acids)
Source: RefSeq, a predicted model, not a curated record
UACAAUCCUCUAAGUCAAGUCUCCACACAAUCCUCCUGUAUGAUAUGGUCUCACUUUACAUUCGGUUUGGGUUUCAGGAUUUUGAGUCAACUCUCAGAGCCCUGAGAAUCCGCAAGGAUGAGCUCAUAGAGAAGGAGGGCCAGAUGAAGGAAUAUCUGCAGAAAUUUGACAACUUUCUGAAGGAGAACGAGGUGAAACGAUGUCGAGCUGUUAGGAAGGCCGGCCGAGAGAGGGAACUGACCAUUCAGAAGCAGGUGGACCUGCUCACUCUCCAGGAGGAGACGAAAGCUCUCGUCAAAGAGAGGGACCGUCUGGAGAAACGAGUGCAGAAGAAUGCCAUAUACCCCCAUUACCUUGAUAAAGUGGUACAGGCCAGUGAACAGUUUCAGGAGGCCAGACAGGUGAUGUCUCGCUACGACACGUUGAUGCUGACCCGGGAGGACCUGGUGCGGACCACCCAGCAGAACCAGGACAGCACGGAGAACGCCCGGGCCCAGCUGGCCCGCUUCACAGAGCAGAGCAAUGACACCCUGCUGCACUACAACAACACUCUGGCCCAGCUACAGAGCCAGCUGGACAAGGCCCGUGCUGAGGGCAUGAUCUGGGAAUCGAGAUGGGCCCACAUUCAGAACACAGCUGCCAAGAAGACACUGCUGUUGGGCACAAUCAAGAUGGCCACUCUUAAUCUGUACCAGUGUGUGUGCAAGAGGGCGAAAGACACUGGGGAAUCGCCUAUUGCUCCAGAGGACACUAUUAAGCAGCUGGAGAAGAUCCAGACCUUCCUAGCCGAUCUGAUCUGCAUUUGGGAGGAGGUGAACAAGCCGGAUCAGCCAGGGCCAACCGGACACAGAUAGAUGAUCCGCGUCCAUCAAUAGAGCUGUUUUGUAUGAAAGUUUAGAUUCUAUACUAUAUUGUCAUUGCCCUUUGCUUAUCAACAUUAUUACACUGAUCAGAUCAAAAAUAAAGAUAUUCU